Belonocnema kinseyi is the source of this 1274-nucleotide messenger RNA. RefSeq lists its product as uncharacterized. NCBI's taxonomy places the organism in Eukaryota, Metazoa, Arthropoda, Insecta, Hymenoptera, Cynipidae. Gene Ontology annotation, biological process: lipid transport. Gene Ontology annotation, molecular function: lipid carrier activity. The record is from RefSeq and is a predicted model, not a curated record. Bases 105 to 1028 code for a protein of 307 amino acids. The transcript is spliced from 3 exons.
UUACUAUCCACGAUGAGGUCAGUCAUGUUUGUGCAUUAUCAGUGAUAUAAAAGGGCGUUCGUGACCGGCAGGACCAUUAAAUCUGUUCAUCACACUUCAGCGACAUGAUCGCCAUCCUGAUACCAUUCUUCCUGGUCGCACAAGUACCAGUUGAUGAAAAUGCCUGGAAGUUUGGGCCAGAAUACACGUUUCAAGUAAAUGCAAAUUUGACUGCCAACUCUGAAAAUGAGGUGGGACUAACAUCUAAUACCACAGCUCUUCUUCGAUGCAGACCUAAAGACACAAAUGCAUUGAGUUGCCAUCUCGAAAAUCCAGAAUGUUUCAAAAGUACCUAUGAUAAGACUCAAGGAAUCAAUUCUACAGAAAUUAGGAGGCACCCAUUAAGUCUAGAUCAAUUCGAAAUCAACUUUAAUAGUACAGGUGUGAAUAGUAUCGUGGUUCCAAAAAACAUAUCAAUUUUGAAUUUGAAUAUAAUCAAGUCCUUUGUAAAUCUACUAAGUAUUGGGGCCAAUUUGAGCGAGAAACAGAAUCAGGCAGAAUUUGAAGCUAAGGAAAAUUCAACCAUUGGGGAGUGUAAGGUCAAUUUCAAGAUAACUCAUAAAUCAAAGGAACAGAGUGCACGUAAGGACAGUCCAUUUGUCUUGGACAUUCUACCCCUGCCUGAUAAAGUUUCCAAAGGCAGUGUCGAAAUUGAGAAGAUUCGAAAACUAAAGGACUGUACGAACUUCGUCAAUUAUUUGUGGGGCAAUUUCGGAGACGACAAGGCAAAUUCCACUGAGGUUGGCAUUGACACGCAACUCGAUUCAGUCAUUGUCCGAAUAAACAUAACUGACAGGAGUUUCUGUGCACAUACCAACACUGAGGCCAUCAAAGGUUUGGAUUCUAAAAAACGAAAGUUCAAAGUUCUCGAAAAAAUAAGCCUCACCUUAAAAGCCAUUGAAGCUGCUAAGGAUAAGUUACCUGGAAUUUCUAAUCCUGGAACGACGCCAAUUCUUACAAAAAUCAAUGUCCAAGAAGCUAAAGCAUAACAUUAAACAAUAAAGUCUGACAAAAAUCAUAUCAUAAACUAAAAAUAUGUGAGAUUCGAAAAAUUCUCUUUUGGAAACUUACACGACGUUCGCCAUAAUUUUAUAAUAAAUAUUAUAAUGAUCAUAAAACUCUUUAUUAGAAAAAUACUAACAUCUUUUUUAGAUUUAUUUCUCUGUUCUGUACGUUUGUGAGAUAAGAAAUGUACCUAAGUAUGCCCUAAAUGUGAAUAAAUCAAUAAAAGAUCA